Camelina sativa (false flax) is the source of this 1171-nucleotide messenger RNA. Its product is annotated as protein WHAT'S THIS FACTOR 9, mitochondrial-like. Gene Ontology annotation, molecular function: RNA binding. The record is from RefSeq and is a predicted model, not a curated record. Lineage: Eukaryota; Viridiplantae; Streptophyta; Magnoliopsida; Brassicales; Brassicaceae.
ACCGUCCCUGUUCUCCGCUUCUUGCGCAGGUAUCCGACUCUGUUUCACGAGUUCCCGCAUGCUCGUUACGCGAGCUUACCAUGUUUCAAGCUAACGGACACAGCACUAAUGCUUCACUCACAGGAAGAGAUUAUUCAUCAAAGCCACGAGGCUGAUACAGUGGAGAGACUAUGUAGAGUUUUGAUGAUGACGAGAACAAAAACUGUCUCUCUCAGAUCACUACAUUCUCUCAAGUUCGAUCUUGGUUUACCUGAUAACUACGAGAAGACGCUAGUCAUGAAAUACCCUGAUCAUUUCUGCUUCGUCAAGGCCUCUAAUGGGAGCCCGUGUCUAAAGCUUGUAAAAUGGCAUGAUGAAUUCGCAUUCUCUUCCCUGCAGAAGCGGAACGAGAGCAAUGUUGUUACCGGGGAGGAUUCUAGUUACCGUGACUUCAAAAGAGGUCAGUCCACAUUGACGUUCCCUAUGAGUUUUCCUAGAGGUUAUGGAGCGCAGAAGAAGGUCAAAGCAUGGAUGGAUGAGUUUCAAAAACUUCCUUACAUUUCUCCUUACGAUGACUCGAGUAACAUUGACCCGGAAAGCGAUCUCAUGGAGAAACGAGCUGUGGGAGUUCUGCACGAGCUCCUGAGCUUGACUAUCCACAAGAAAACCAAGAGGAACUACUUGAGGAGCAUGAGAGCGGAGCUUAAUAUUCCGCAUAAGUUCACUCGUUUGUUCACUCGAUACCCCGGGAUUUUCUACCUCUCAUUGAAGUGUAAGACAACGACUGUGAUUCUCAAAGAAGGGUAUCGUCGAGGAAAACUAGUGAAUCCGCAUCCUCUCACUCGUCUUCGUGAUAAGUUCUAUCAUGUGAUGAGAACAGGGUUUCUUUACCGGGCUAGAGGGUUAGGCAUGGUCUCUCAAGAGGAACUUUUGCUUGAUAAGCCAGAGGAUGACCUUGCGGAAGAAGGCUCUGAAGAAGAAGAGAUUGUGGAAGGAAGCGAGCUUGAAGAAGAUUCCGAAGUUGAAUAGCAACAGUUGUUUUGUUGUUCACACAGAGGGCCAAUUUAACUGCAUUUGAUCUCUUAUGUAAUGGAACGGAGUUUGAAUUAUGUAAGCAUAAUAAAGUCCAUAAAAGGAUAUAAAGAGAGAUUGUAUUUCCACCAAGAAAGAUUGUCAAACAACAAAAGGGAAA